Messenger RNA from Misgurnus anguillicaudatus (oriental weatherfish), 997 nucleotides. It is a transcript of the gene stmn1a, whose product is annotated as stathmin 1a. The record is from RefSeq and is a predicted model, not a curated record. Gene Ontology annotation, cellular component: cytoplasm; neuron projection. Gene Ontology annotation, biological process: microtubule depolymerization; neuron projection development; regulation of microtubule polymerization or depolymerization. Gene Ontology annotation, molecular function: tubulin binding. Lineage: Eukaryota; Metazoa; Chordata; Actinopteri; Cypriniformes; Cobitidae.
GCAAGUCUUGCACGGAUGAAGGAGGAUCUCUUAGUAAGACUGGGGAUUGUUAAUGCCUGCAUGCAGCGCGGUUUUCAGGUGCUUGUUGCAGAUGUAAGAACAAUGGGGAGCUGUGCACGAGACAUACUCAGAGACCCAUACUCAGAUUUUUCUAAAGCAAUGGCCACUUUUAAUGACAUUCAGGUUAAAGAGUUGGACAAACGUGCAUCAGGUCAAGCGUUUGAAGUUAUCCUUGCCAGUCCGGGGCCGGAGGUCAGGCAUGAGUUUCCUCUCUCCCCUACGAAGAAGAAAGAUCUUUCUCUAGAGGAGAUCAAGAAAAAACUGGAGGCUGCAGAGGAGAGACGCAAGUCUCAUGAAGCGGAGGUCCUGAAGCACUUAGCUGAGAAGCGUGAACAUGAGAAGGAAGUGCUUCAGAAAGCUCUGGAAGAAAACAACAACUUCAGCAAGAUGGCAGAGGAGAAACUUAACCAGAAAAUGGAGGCCAACAAAGAGAACCGGUCAGCAAUAAUGGCAGCUAUGAGUGAAAAGUUCAAAGAGAAGGACAAGAAGCUGGAAGAGGUUCGUAAAAACAAGGGACAAGGAGACCAAAAAGAUUCACUGUGAUGCUGAACGUUACCAGGGAUUCAAAUGGGGGGGGUUACUUAUCCAAAUGUUUUCUUUAUUUUUCUAUUGUUGACCAGUUAUUUUUUUUGCAACUUCCACUCCUGUUUGUAUUUCUGAGUAUUUGGCCAAGUGGGCAGGUAUUCGGUUUGAUUUCCUCUGUUAAUACCAUAUUCAUGAUGUUUCAAUCAAAUGUUUCAUUACUGCUCUUGUGUAAGGCACUUUUUUAUAGCUUUAGCUUAAAGAGUCGAAGCUUUUCUGUCAGCAUGUGACUCUUGUAGGCAUAAGCAGAGAAUGGGUACCAUUGGGCUGUACAUGACAUGCAAAAUUAGCAAUGCACUUGAGCAUCUUGACAAUUAAAACGGUUGUUCUAAAAUAAAAAAAAUCUUUAAUCUUG